GAGUGACUCUGCUGGGAAGUGGUAGCCCUCGCAGAAGGAGGUGUGACUCAGCCGUGGACAGAGGAGCAGCUCCUUCAUGUGUGGAUGGAAGCUGCCGGAGACGUGGAUCAGUCAACCAGCAGACCUGCAGCAGCUCAGAGACUGAAGGACUCACCGGGGGCCUCAGCUGAUCUAAAUUCUUGCCAAAUGACUGGAAGUCUGAUCUGUUGAGGAUUGGUCGCCUUGGUGUCUGAUGUGAAGCCGCAUGAACUGAUUUCAGGCCUGAGAGAAGCCUGAGUGAGUGAUGGGAAGUCUUAACGGAUCAGUUUCACAGCUGAUCAGACGUCUGAUUGAAAAGUCUGACUUUCUUUUGCCAAAUUGACUGAUCUGACACUUGAUUGGUUUAGUCUGACUGACUGCUGGGACUCCUAAUUGACUUACUGGAAGUCAGAGUUGACAACUGAUUGGAAGCCCAGUUGAUUGACUGGAAUCUGUGUUGGAGUCUGUUCUGCCGGCGUCAGGAUGAGCGGAGCAGAGGAGGUGGUGUGUGAGGGCUGGCUACGAAAAUCCCCACCGGAGAAAAAACUGCGGCGUUAUGCGUGGAAGAGGCGUUGGUUCGUGUUGCGUAGCGGCCGGCUGAGCGGGGAGCCAGAUGUCUUGCAGUACUACAAGAACCAGCAGUCCCGCCGGCCAAUCAGGACCAUCAACCUGAACCUGUGUGAACAGGUGGAUGCUGGCCUGUCAUUCACGAAGAAGGAGCUGGAGAGCAGCUUCGUUUUUGACCUGAAGACGGAGGAAAGGAUCUGGUACCUGGUGGCCGAGUCUGAAGAGGACAUGAACCGCUGGGUUUCCUCCAUCUGCCUGCUCUGUGGCUUCAACCCGACCGAUGAUGGUCCAGAGCGACCGCCUGCCUCUGGCUCAUCCUCCACAGCAACAACCCCAAACAGUGGCACUGCUGCUGUUACCACGGUAACAGGGUCAGUACCACCUCCCUAUGACCCAGUGAGUGUGCGAAACCUGGAGCAGGAUGGCAAUGCAGAAGAAGAUUACCUGUGGUUAUCGCACUGCCAGAGCCACAUCAGGCCUCCUUUAGGUUCCUCCACCUCUCUUGAAACCGACUACAAUGACAACCUCUACCCUCCUCCCUCCGCCAACUCCUCCUCCUCUUCCUCCUCCUCCUCUCCUUCCCUCCUUCCCAACGGACUCCCACUUCCAUCCUCCUUCUCUUCCUGUGGCUUUAGGACAGCCCCCUGGACAGUCACCACCAUGGCAGGCCCUUUCAACCAGUCUCUGGAUGCCAGCAUGACCUCUGACCUCCAGAAACGAGCCGGCAGACCUCGCUGUCACCCGUCUCCUCAUCCCAGGAAGCACUCACUGGAUUUCCAUCUGCGACCUGUGGCGAUACCUCUCUCUGAUGACACACACUCUGCUGUGCAUCCGUCUUACACCACCAGCAGUUACCAGAUCCCCCGUCCAGCAUCCACCCCACAACCACAACCCCCGCGCCGCCCAUCCUCAACGCCCAGUGUGGACUCCUUAACCCACGCAGAGCUCCACACUUCCACCCCAACUCCUCCUCCACGCCCACCAAAGCCCCAGAAUGUCGCAGCCCAGGGAGAAAGCUUAGCUUUGGGCACACUUCCCCGAUCCACAUCAGAGCCAGAGAGGAGGGAUGGAUAUGUGGAGGGAGGAGGAGGUCUGCCGAGGAGUAACACUAUCACUGCACCUGGACGCACAACGCCAGGUUGUGAGUCUUUUUACAUCCCCCGGUCUCUGUCUGACAGAGCGAGCAUGUUUGAGUUCAGCGAGAGCUUCAACAGCUACUUCUUUAAUAAAGGCAUGGUACCUCUGGGUAGCGUCUGCUCUGAGGAUGAUGACGUGGAUGAAAACUAUGUUCCCAUGAGCGCUGCCACCACUGAGCCUCCUGUUGCACCAAGGGCACCUCCACCUUCCUCUGACCCCUCGCUCCAGCUCCAGGAUGCCAACUACGUCCCCAUGACCCCCCUCACCCCUUCCCUUCCCGUCCAUCCCACCCCUGCCACAGGUGACCUGGCAUCUCUGGGGAGGCAAGUUCCCCCACCCGCCCACAUGGGCUUUCGUAGCCCUCCCCCGGCUCCAAUCGCCCCCGUCACCCCACCGCUCCGGAGGAACACCGUGAACACUUCCAGCGGUGUGGAGGUCAAAGCCAUGCCUCCUCCAAUCCACCGCAACCUGAAACCACAACGCAGAGGAGUUUGUGUCGGUCAGCCAGCAGAGAGGCCGGACGUUCAGACUGCUGCAGAGCCAACACACAGAACCAGAGUGAAACCAGCUCCUCUGGACAUCACUCCAGUGCAGCAUGACUGGCAGGAAGUCCCGCCCCCUGUCCGCUCACCUGUCACUCGAACCUUCACACGAGAUCCGUCCAGCCGUCGGUCAGUCAGGCCGACCUCCGCCCACAGCUCGUCCCCCUCCUCUGAUUCUGAUGACCCUGAUGACAGCUACGUUGCUAUGACAACAUCGAACCUCAGUUUCAGCGCCGGGGAGCAGUCUUUGAGGCUUAUGCUGCACCGAGCAUCAGAGGGCGGAGUCAGCAGCCCGUUGCUACGGCGGGCCAGAGGCGACAAGCAGGUCGAGUACCUGGACCUGGACCUCCACACUGGGCGAUCGACACCAACGAGACAGAAACGGUGCACAGCAGAAGGCGGCAGCGAGCAGGCCGGCGCGGGCGAGGAGCGCGCACGAGGCGGGCGCACACGUGUGGACUACGUGGUGGUGGACCCCAAAAGGACGAAGGCCCUGAGGAACACCAGAGAAGCGUGGCAUGAUGGGAGGAUGUCCACGGAGAAGGAGAAAUGAUGGACGAGCACAAACACACACGGACGAACAGUUUGAAGAAGCUUCUCAACCAGCAAAAACAGACUCCGAUUACUUUGAUUAAAAGAAAUAAAUUCUUUGCUCCAUAAGAAUUCCCAUUCUUCCUGAAAUGUACUACUAGUGUUUACCUCUGAGAAAUGUUGUAGAAGUAAAAACCGAGGUCACAGGUUUGAUAUGUUUCUAAGAAAUUACAGUCAGUGCAGGUAAAUCCACCAGCGUCAGUCAGAGCCCUGUUAUUGUCUGAAGAGCCUCAUUCAUCCAGGUUGUGGUUCCUCUCAGUGUUUUAAGGGGCAACUGGACUUGCUUGAGGUUCUAGAAGUUGUUUGGCCUCCAUUUCAAAAGGCUUCUUCAGUUCUGACUGACUGGUGGGGGGUCCCAGCCAGUCAGCUAGAACUGAAGAAGCCUCUUGUAAUGGAAGCCAAACGUCUUUGGGAACCUCAGACAAGUCCAGGUGUCUUUGGAAAACACUCUGUUAGUCUUUAAACAUGGUGUUUCCUGCUGAAAUAAUGCCAACGAUGGUGGACUGUGGGACAAUUCAGAUGCUCCGAUGAUCAACAAAUCAGAAAAACGUGAUAAUCCCUGCAGCUUUGUGUCAAAUCAAGUCAGUCCACCUGAUGGAUGUUCUGUUCCUGCUGAAGAAAUGUGUUGAUUCUGUGACGAUAGCGAUGACUGUACAAUAGAGAAUAAAUGAAUAAGCACCAC
Molecule: messenger RNA, 3537 nt
Organism: Chelmon rostratus (copperband butterflyfish)
Lineage: Eukaryota; Metazoa; Chordata; Actinopteri; Chaetodontiformes; Chaetodontidae
Product: GRB2-associated-binding protein 1-like
Exons: 13
Coding region: 502-2817 (771 amino acids)
Source: RefSeq, a predicted model, not a curated record